GUUUACUCCUGUUUAAACUUUAAAAAUCUCAGCUCUGGUUGUUGUUUUAGGUUCAGAAAUGAAUCCCUGCAGUGUAUUCCUUCCCAUCUUGGUAUUCUUGGCAUCGGGUUUGGUUGUUAGUCAAGAUACAACUGUCGAAAACAUAACAGAUACUGCACAUCAUGGUGAUGAUGAAUAUGACGAAGAAUUGGACGAAAAGUCAACUGAUUUCAUCGAUGAAACUUUUGACACAAAUUUUUCUCCUGAUGGAUACACUAAUGGUGAGUACGAAGGAGCAGUAGAGUCUUCUGAUGUUAAAGAACAGAAUGCAGAGAUCGUGUACAGUGACCAACUAUACAAUACUAGUGAAGUAUCUAACCCAUUGCAAGACCUAGUAAAGGAUUCUACUCACAGAGCUUUGAGUGAUUUCAAAGCUGAUGAAGAUCUUUACGAUAACCCAAGAUUGUAUAAAGGGUUUUACAAGAAGUGGACUCCAGAGAGUGUUGCAGCUGGGAAGGAUGCCAGACUUCUUGAGGCUGCUUUAUAUACUCUGGAAAACCGAUCCAGUACUGUUGGAAGUGAUUAUGCUGGGGGAGAUGAUAUGAUGAAAGAAUUGAAAAAUGUUACUAAGGCGGAAAAAAUUAAACUGGUCCUGAAUGAACUAAUGACCAUGGCGAAGAAAGAGCCAGGACAAGAUUAUCAACAGGAAGGACUAGGAGGUGAAAAUGAAACCCUAUCGAACACAGCAAAGUCCUGCCAAAACUCAGAAAUUACAUGCCAGCCAUCCAGCAAGUAUAGAGUAGAGUCUGGAGAGUGUAAUAACCUACAGAAUUCUCUCUGGGGGAAAGCUAACUCAGCUCUAUCUCGUCUUUACCGAAACAGCUAUGAAGAUGGGAUUGGUGGCCCAAGGUUAUCCGCAAGAUUAAGAAAACAAAAUAGAGUUCGUCUUCCUAAUCCUCGUUUAAUCAGCAAGAGAGUUCAUGAAAACAAGAAAGAAAGUAACAUUCCGAGUGAGAAGAUUACUCAUCUAGCAAUGCAGUUUGGACAGUUUCUUGCUCAUGAGAUUACACUGAUGCCAGAACCAGAACUUCAAUGCUGCGCUCCUGAGAUAAUCAACAAAUCUAGAUGUUUUUCAAUCAGGUUGGAUGGAAAAGGUAUGAUAGAUAUGGAAACAGAUGAAAUUCAUCUUCUCUCACAACCAAACCAACAACAAAACUGCAUUUCUUUUUCAAGGUCGGACCCUGCCUGUGAUACUGGUACUGGUGAGUCUGUCCGACAACAGCUGAAUGGUAUAACCAGUUUUAUAGAUGGCUCUGCCAUCUACGGUAGCUCAGCUGCUCUCACAGACCAUCUUAGAUGGAAAGAGAAAAAUUGGAGAUUUCUUGGCUUUCUUCAGAUAAAUACAGGGAACUACAGAGAUCUCCCCACCAGAACUCAAGUAGGGGAGGGAGACAAUUUUUCCCCAACAGAAGGACAUUUUAAGAUAUCUGGGGAUCUAAGAGUCACUGAACACCCAGGACUUGCAGUCUUGCAUACACUUUGGCACAAUGAACACAAUAGAAUUGCUCACAAUUUAAGGAAACAAACUCCAAUUAAAGAGUUUAUGGAUGAGAAGAAAAUGGAUAUAAAAGCUAGAGAUGAAUUUUUGUUUCAAGAAACUAGAAGAAUUCUGGAAGCAGAACUGCAGCUUGUGGUGUACAGGGAAUACUUACCAGUUGUUAUUGGUCCUGCUAUGAUGAAGGAAUAUGAUCUUUAUAUUAACUCAUCAGUGACAACCUAUGAUGAUGAGCUAAAUCCCAGUAUAUUGAACGAAUUUGCAACUGUGUCUUACAGGUUUGGUCAUUCACUUGUUGGAAAUCAGUUUAUGACGACAAAGCGCCGAAGAGAGUCUAAAAAAAAAUUGUCCUCAUUCGAUCUGAGCACUGCUUUCUUUACUAACGAUCUGAUGAACUGUGUAAACACCACGUGUGGGGAAGAUCCGGCUAAUAUUGGCAGUUGCACCAACAGAACCUGUACCUUUUGGGCAGAUAAUGUUCUGUUUGGUUUGCUAAGUGUGCCGGCCCAGGCUGAUGAUGUUUUCCUCAGCAAUGGUCUCAUCAAUAAUCUUUUCCUAUCAGCAGAACUCAGCUUUCUUAAUGCAGAACUGAAGGAAACAGCAGAGUCUUCAGAUCUUAGUUCAAGAAAUAUUCAGAGGGGACGAGACCAUGGUUUGCCAGGAUACAAACAGUUUAGGAAGGAAAACAGAUUAUUUCCUCUCAAAAACUUGGGAAGCUUUAAAUUAAAUCACUGUUCUGAAUGCAUGAAAGAUGUGCCUGGUAGUGAAGGAGAAUUUUUCUGCAGCCCUUUUUACAUCCCAGAUAGAGAAUGCGAGGCUUGUCUAGAGUUCAGAAACUUCAAGAAGUUUAAUGAUGACUUUAAGGCAACACAUCCUUGUUCCUUCUGUGUUGAAAGGAAAUGUUCCAGUAGAUGCGCCCCAAAAAACAGUAAUGUUAAAAGAAAGAAUCUUAAGAAAUGUGGCGACUGUUUCCAAAAACAGAUUAUAGCGCUCCACACUUGUGAAAAACCUUACAGGAAUGCUUUAGAUGUCUAA
Messenger RNA from Eurytemora carolleeae, 2569 nucleotides. RefSeq names its product myeloperoxidase. Gene Ontology annotation, biological process: response to oxidative stress. The record is from RefSeq and is a predicted model, not a curated record. Gene Ontology annotation, molecular function: heme binding; peroxidase activity. Lineage: Eukaryota; Metazoa; Arthropoda; Copepoda; Calanoida; Temoridae. The coding region runs from base 59 to 2569 and encodes 836 amino acids. The transcript has 37 exons.